GGCCAUGGCGACGCGGGGACAUGGGGCUGCUGCCGCCGCGCUGCUCGCGGUGCUGUGGGCGGCGCUGCCUCCCGUCCGCGGCUUCUCCGUCCCGCUCCAGCGCCCCGCUGACUGCGGCGCCGACCGCUACUUCGACAGCUCCCGCCUGGCCUGCGCGCCCUGCGGGGCUCACCAGCGGCAGAGCGCCGGCGGUAGUUCCUGUGUAUGUGAGCCAGGAUACAGGAUGGUUUCUAAUAAUGAUGGGUUCUCUGUUAGUUGUGAAAAAUGCCCAGAAAAUAUGAGUGGAGUUACUCAAGAUGGGUGGAAUUGUAUUGCUUGCCCCAAAGGCCUGACUCCAAAUGGAAAUUGUAAAUGCCCCAAUAACGAAAUACUAGUGGAAAGAAGCAUGGAUGGCAUUUUGCUUAAUGAAGCACUGUGCAUACACUGUAAUGGAAGUGAGCAGUCAUUCUCGGCUUCAGAUGCAUCAGGAAGUMGGUGCAUAAGAUGUGAAAAAACAUUCAUCCAAGUGAGCAAAUCUUGUGACUGCAGCAACCCAAACAUUCUAACUGGGGGAUUGUGUUUCUUGGCUCAAGAAGGCCUACCCCCAAAGGGAGUUGCAACUGUUCGUUUUGCACAGCUAGGUAUAACACUAUCAUCAGCAUGGUUUCUGAAAAAUCUGCAGUCCUCAGCCUCUGCCUGUUGGUUGUACUCUAAUUUAACAGCAUGCCAAGCUCUUGGAAAUAUGUGUGUGAUGAAUAUGAACUCAUUGAGUUCUUCAAGUACUGAUGCUUGUGGUUUGUUUCAGUAUAUUUUUGUCAGUACAGCAAGGGUAGGCAUCGUUCAUUCAAUACCCUACUGGAGGCAUAAUCUUCCAUGGCUGUAUUAYGGUGACCAACCAGGAUUAGCAUCCCAAGUGCUUGAGAAAAAUAAUUUUCCUACAACCUUCAGUUUUAAGGGAACAGAUAAGGAUGUAAAGCUGAAAUUUAUUGCAGCGUCAUUUGAUGCAGCAGGAAACUUUCUUAAAUGGCAAAGUUUGGAAGGAGGCAUCUUACAGCUUUGUCCUGAUACCCAAACUAAAYUGAAUGCAGCUUAUACUUUUGGAACAACUUAUCAACAAAGUUGCAAAAUUUCAGUUUCUAAGAUUUUGUUGGAUUUUGCUAAUCCAGUCUUUUAUGACCUCUUCCUUGAAUAUAAUGGUGGCAAUGGACAACAACAUCUUUGGGCUGUGCCAGUUUUAAAUUUGAAUCUUCAAUACAAUGAAAAGUUUGUUAAUCAAGGCAGUAAUAUGAACAACUGGCUUUUGACUCGUCGAUUUUUUUUGGUGGAUGCACUUAGCGGAAAAGAGAAUGACUUGGGAAAACUGCCAAGGGUAAUUCGGAUUGCUAGCAAAAUAACAAUAAGUAUUCGUCUGGUACCCCAUACACAGAGAGGAACAAUCUACCCUCCACUAAUUACUGUCRCUUACACAGAUCUGCUUAUCCAAAAUCCUGAAACCCAGAGUGUGACGGUUUCUUUCUCAGUCAGCUAUGAAAUGAAUCAGUCAGAGGCUCAGAUUCAGACUGAUAUCGCAUUGGGUGUGUUGGGUGGACUGGCAGUGUUAUGGUCUCUUCUCAAGACUGCUGGCUGGAAGAGGCGGACAGGAAGCUCUAUAAUUGACUUGCAGACAGUUUUCAAGUUCUUACUGUUCUAUGCUGGAGAUCUUGCCAACGUCUUCUUUAUCAUCACAGUGGGCACAGGGAUUUAUUGGCUUGURUUCUUCAAAGCUCAGCAGUUUGUAUCUGUCCUUUUACCUCUUCCAUCUCAAGAAGAAGAUUUUGUUACAUACAUAGCAUGUGCAUUCAGUUUAAAGGCUCUUCAAUUUUUGCACUUGCUGGUUUCACAACUUGCUAUUGAUAUUUUCUUUAUUGACUGGGAGAGACCUAAGGGCAAAGUUCUUAAAGCAGUUGAAGGUGAAGGUGUURUUAAAAGUGCUGCUGCACCUGUGAGCAUAUGGAGGACAUACUUUAUAGCAAAUGAAUGGAAUGAAAUUCAGACCGUGAGGAAAAUAAAUCCUCUCUUUCAAGUGCUGGCAGUUCUUUUUUUUCUGGAGGUGGUGGGAUUUUCAAACUUGGCUUUAAUGGAUGCCUCUUCCAGUCUUACAAGAAGCAGUGAGAGCUAUGUAGCUCCUUGGAGCCGCAUUUUAAGAUUUGGUGUGUCUGCUGCACUCUGGAUAGCCAUUGCCAUCUUACAGGUUAUAUUUUUUGCUGUGUUYUAUGAAAGAUUUGUUGGAGAUAAGAUAAGCCAAUUUGUUGAUUUGUGUUGCGUGAGCAAUAUUUCAGUGUUUCUCUUGUCUCACAACUGCUUUGGUCAUUAUAUCCAUGGUCGCUCAGUGCAUGGACAUGCAGAUACCAAUAUGGAAGAAAUUAAUAUGAACCUGAAGAGAGAAGCAGAAAAUCUGUGUAGUCAGAGAGGUUUGUUACCAAACACAGAUGGCCAGAUAUUUCAGAUUUCCAUUUCAAGAAAAAUGCGACUGCACUAUGACUGGAUUCGUGAAACCCUAACAAGAAAACGUGGUCCUGCCAGGCUUUUGGACUCAUCUGCAAAUACUUUUGAGCAAAGCACAAGGGCUUACAAUGCCAUGAACAAAUUUCUCAGYUCUUUUAUUGAUCAUGGUCAUAAAGAAAUGGAUUAUAUUGUUAAAGAUAAGUUGCUGCUUGAACGGAUUCUUGGCAUGGAAUUCAUGGAACCAAUAGAGAAAAGUAUUUUUUAUAAUGACGAAGGACACUCUUUCAGUGAUGUUCUCUAUUAUGGCAAUGAAACAACACUGCUCAUCUUUGAUAUCCUGUUUUUCUCUGUUGUGGAUUUAGCUUCCCAAAGUUUUGUUUUAGCCGCUAUUCUAACAUAUUUGCAACAAGAGAUAUUUAGGUUUAUACGUAAUACACUUGGGCAGAAGAAUUUGGCAUCCAAAACCUUGGUGGAUGAAAGAUUUCUCAUUUAAUUAAGAAGAUGAAAAACUGUUAAGGAUUUAAUCAUGGAAAAUAUGAACAUGAUCAAAGCAUCUCUGACUUGUAGAUUAAUUGUAAUGCACUUUUCAACAAUAACAAUGUCAUGGGUUUGAAAUUUGUCAUUUUCUGUAUUGUGUGCUAUUAAGCUUUAUUUUUCUGUAUAGUUUUUUUUUUUUUAAUUUGUGAACACUAGGCCAUAGGCCUUUAAAAAGAAAGGUACAUGCAAAUAAGACAAAGUAAGCUUACUUUCAUUAAUAGAAUAAGAUAAAAAAUUAUUUUAUGGCUUUUGAUAAGAUAUGGACUGCUGAUCUUGAGGCAACAAUUUGAGCAUCUGAUAGAUAGGAGAGGUUGCCAACUCGGAAGUUCUCUGAAGAUACCUUAAAUAUUUUUCUUYUUUCUUAAAGUUAUUUUGAGGUGUAAUGUUAGGAAAUAUAUGUCAAGUUUUACACAGCACAGGAUUUGUUCUGAAUUAAGUUAGUAUUUCAGGAGAUCACUUUUUAAAGAUCACUUAUUUGCAGAGACUCCAACUUGAAAUUUUAAGUUUUCUUUCUUGUGUUACACAGUAUUGUAUAAUUCCGUCUCUUCGCUUGGAGUUUUUCAUUGAUUUUUUGGGUGCAACCCAUGUGUUUGAGGUACAGUGGUGUUACAGUGAUGUUAAAAAAGAGGCUGUGAUAGAGCAGAGGAGAUGAUUAUCAGCAUUUGGGGUUUGUUCCUGAUCUUCUGUCACCUGAUGCAAGAUGUUCAUGGAAACAACAGUAAUUAUUCUGUUCACUUUUUCCACACAAGUGAAAUGGAAGCAUUUUUUAAAAUCUUUUUAUAAGUGUUUUCACAGGUGCUCAUGUACCUUUAGUCUCUUCAUUUUCUAACUUUAUUAUCUUUAGAUAUAACAGAGACCAUCAUUUUAUCAUCAUCAUAUUUUUGGAAUUUAAACAAGUUAAUAAUUACUCAAGUGCCACUUAYUAAGUAUUAAGGGAGAUUAUUAAUGGCCUUCAAAUCACCUUAAACAGAGGUGUCUACCUCCCAUUUUUAUCACUGAAAAGUCUACUUUUUAUACUUGACUUUUUCUUUCAGUAAAUGGUCAAAUGUCAGUAGUGUUUGUGGUAUUUAUAGCUGUUACUUGUCUAGAUAAUUCAACAAGGGACUUACACCAUCAAAAAUGCCAGAAAAAUGUAAGUCAACAUCAUCUCAUGUUUAUUCUGAAACAGAGUCUGAGGACAUGAUUAGUUGAACUUAGCAGAUUUCCAGUGCAGACAUGCUGAUCUGAGGUGAAGCAGCAUUACAUUUCAGAUGGUUUUUGGCUUCACAAAGAGGAGCGUGUUCUCAUGUUGGUACCAUGUCCUACUACAUUAAACAUAGUGUAACAUGGACAUAAAUCUCACAGUCACKAUUGCUCCUCUGCAUUUGCUUUUGGUGUUGCAAAGCCUGUGUCACUUGCUACUCCAGCGCAGUAGCUAUUGACUGAUAGRAUGUCCCUGCCAGUACGGCUGUGACCAGAGACAACUGAAGAGUUGAUUUGCAGAGGGACAUGCAUUUUUUAAUGUGAGUUUAGCAUAGGCACUUUCCAUGUAAUSCUUUCCUUGCUUUUGUCUGCUUAUGGACACAAUUCUUAGUUUGAUGGUGCACACUGUGCCUCRGAAAAGGUGUGAAUACAAAACUUUUAAUAGACUGAAGUAUCCAGGAUAAAUAAAAUUAAGGUCAUUGCAUUUAUGGUGAAUGUAGUAAUUAAAGUGUCCAUUAGGUUCUGUAUCUGUUUAAACAGCCAAAAAUCCUAUUUCCACUGGGAACAAUAACUGUAUGACCUCAUUAGUUGUGAAGAUUCUUGUCACUGGUCUACUUAGAGCCAAAACUGUAAAUUAAGCUAAGGAGCCAUCUGAAAGAGUCUGCAGUUGGACAUUCACAGAGCAAAGUUAGUCUCACCUGGUGUUCGUGUAUUUCUUGGGUGGGUAUCUUUGCAUAGGUUAACUAAACUUAAAGUCCUUUUACAAGUUCUACUGCAAAAUCAGUGCACGAGAGGAAAUAAAAUCUUUGUCAUGUGACCAUAAAUGCUCAAGCUAACGGAUGUGACUAAAGGGGUGUAUAAAGUUGGUGUGGUCYAUUAAUGAGCAAGGGUGACCCUGAUGAAGUGCCCUAAUAUUAGUCUUUAGACGAAUAGAACUGUAAAUAGAACUGUGUAUCACUGUCAGUGGCCACAGGCAUGGGCUUGUUCUCUGUGAAUUCUGAUGAUGUAUUUAUGAUCAGGAAGUUUUUCCAGGGAACAGAACCACCCUUAAACAUACCUUCUCCAGAAUGGUCAGAUUUAUGACCAACUGCAGUCAGAAUAACUAAAAUAACUACACUCAGGUGAAUCAGCAAAUGUCUGAAAGCAGAAUGAAGAUGUGAUUGUGCCAUCCUUAGUUGUGUGKUUUUAAUCCAUUCAGUUUUAACCAGUUCAGCAAAAAUUGAGACAUUUCAGCAUGUGGGCUCUCACUCUGUACCCUGUUCCCAAGGCUUGUGCUAACCAGGUACCCCUUCCCAUACAAAACUCCUGCUCUGAGUUUGCUUUAGGUAUGCCUUUAAUUAUCUGUUUUAACGACCUUGCAUUUUGCAAGAACAACUGCUAAAAACAACUCUUCUUACAGAUAAAUGAUAGAUUAAUCUAAAAUCAUCCUGCCAAAACAGUUCAGUCACUUGGCCCUCUCUUUAUCCUCAGUGUACACACUACUCUGUUUUGUUUUAUUUUUCCAG
This is a messenger RNA of Malurus melanocephalus (red-backed fairy wren), 5687 nucleotides long. It is a transcript of the gene TMEM67, whose product is annotated as transmembrane protein 67. NCBI's taxonomy places the organism in Eukaryota, Metazoa, Chordata, Aves, Passeriformes, Maluridae. Gene Ontology annotation, cellular component: MKS complex; ciliary transition zone. Bases 5 to 2956 code for a protein of 983 amino acids. The record is from RefSeq and is a predicted model, not a curated record. Gene Ontology annotation, biological process: cilium assembly. The transcript is spliced from 28 exons.